Messenger RNA from Diachasma alloeum, 1697 nucleotides. RefSeq lists its product as uncharacterized. The transcript has 4 exons. Gene Ontology annotation, cellular component: SCF ubiquitin ligase complex. The record is from RefSeq and is a predicted model, not a curated record. Lineage: Eukaryota; Metazoa; Arthropoda; Insecta; Hymenoptera; Braconidae. Bases 130 to 1404 code for a protein of 424 amino acids. Gene Ontology annotation, biological process: SCF-dependent proteasomal ubiquitin-dependent protein catabolic process. Gene Ontology annotation, molecular function: protein binding.
UCCAGGGGCAUAAGAAAAACAACGGAAGCACGUCUUGAUUUUCAGUGUUUUUUUCUAUGAAGUUCUGCAAAAUAACUGGCUCAUCAUCGUGAAUUACAUGCAAGAGAGCUUUUUCAUUACCGCCGCAUCAUGUCAAAGCACAAGAAGCAAGCAACUUCCGAAAACAUGAAAAAAACUGGGCAGCCUUGUGAAUCACCUGUUCCAGACUCACUUAACAUUUUGAACGAUGAUUGUUUGGCCAUGAUUUUCCAGCAUCUUCCAAUUAGGGAUAAACUCAUUAUCAAUACAGUUUGCAAACGUUGGAAGGAAGUUUCUCCAUUGGCUUGGCAGAACGUUAAAACCGUUGACUUUGAGCAAUAUGCUGAUGAACCAAGUACCUUCGAUGAAUUACCUGACGAGUACAGAACGAUUCAAUGGCUCGGGGUAAUUAUCAAGCGAUCUGGAACUUACCUAAAGCACCUGAAGCUUUCUUAUUCAGCAAACUGCAAACUGCUGCCACUAGUUGGUCAUUACUGUGAAAACUUGACGACCAUUGACAUUUCGUACGAUUUCCAAGGCUGGGACUGGGCUGCAUUUUUCCCUAAGAUGCAAAAAUUUCGGUUGGCAUAUAAAGAGGAAGAAGGAGAAAGUCUUCCUGAAAAAAUUCUCCCUACUCUGUCUCCGGAGAGUUUAACCGAAAUUCGCCUCUCUAUAUUCUACCCUAACGAUGUGAGCAGGCAACCUAUUCCGGGAUUUUUUUCCCCUAUAGCAGCCAAGGCAUUUCAGAGAUUCACCAAGUUGGAGGUGAUCUGCCUGAGCACCUUUAAUAUUAGCUCUGAGAUGAUGGAUGCUUUGAAUCAGAUGCAUCACGUCAAAAGUCUCUUUCUUCCAUAUUGUAAUCUUAAUCAACGACUCCCAUCUAUGUCUCUCCUCGCCAAUCUAGAACACCUGAAUUUCUCGUCUGUCAAGGAGAUCAACGACAGCUUUCUGAUUGUGCUCUCAGAUAUUGGCCAAAAUCUCAAAUCCUUAGCGCUCACACAAUGCAACGUGACUGAUGAAGGAAUUGGACAUCUUAGGAAACUACGCCAACUUGAAGAACUCGACAUAGGCGAUAACUGGAAAAUCACUGGUGCUCUUCUCGGCACCUUGAAGGGUCUGAGGAAAUUGAAUUGCCAGUCCAGUUCCGUUUUCGAUGAGGGUCUCAUCGAACUAAUAAAGAAUGCACCUAAUUUGGAGAACUUGGAAUUAAUGUUUACUAAUAUUACAGAGCUUUUGCUCAUGGAGGCAAAUGAGAUCACAAAACGAAGGACUAAUAAACUUCCUCUGAAGAUGGAAGUUGAUGUUCAUGUGACAGACGAUUGGAACGAGUGCAAUGAUUCCCCGUUACUGUUUGUCGAUGGCGUCACUACCAUUCGACUUGGGUAGAAAUACAUGAGCGAGUUCGAGGUAUCUUAUUCCUUCUUCUUUGAAGAAAAUAUUUUCAUCACCAGCUAUUAUGAUUCGAUAACAGCAAAUUAUUAAGAAUAUUGAGCGGCUCUGUCUGAAAAUUGAAGAAAUACUCGGUAAAUAUUGUAAGCGGAUGUUAUCAGUUUGCAGAACUAAUCACAUCAGUAUUGAGCAGUAUUGGUCGGUUUUCUUCAUUAGUGUGCUCAUCAUCAUUAACUAUUUACGGUUUCUAAGAAUACUUUGGAUGUUCGAUUGAAAAAUAAACUGUACUU